CCGCUCACAGGGCUCAGUCUGUCAGCCACGGCCCGGCCGUGAGGGGGAACCCCCCCCGCGCCUCCACCCGCACAGCUUCGCCUGGCGCAUGCCCGAUCCAGGAACUCCAUUGCCGCGGGGGCGGCGGGGAGAGGCCAGCAGACUACAACUCCCAGCGUGCAGUGCGACGGGCACGCCGCGGGGGGGCGGGGAAAGCGCGGCGGUCUCACGAAAGCGAGGCGAGGAGGAAUCCCACAAUACCAGGCGGGCUGUGCGGGCUCGCCGCCGCCGUCGCCUCUCUAACGCCCGCGGAAGCGAUGCGGAGGGGCGGAAAAUGGCAGAGCUGCAGAUGCUGCUAGAGGAGGAAAUCCCUUCAGGCAAGCGGGCUCUGCUCGAGAGCUACCAGAACCUCACCCGGGUGGCCGACUACUGCGAGAGCAACUACAUCCAGGCUCCUGAUAAAAGGAAAGCAUUAGAAGAGACCAAAGCAUAUACAACCCAGUCUCUUGCCAGUGUUGCUUAUCAGAUCAAUGCACUGGCCAACAAUGUACUCCAACUGCUGGACAUUCAAGCGUCCCAGCUGCGGAGAAUGGAGUCCUCCAUCAACCAUAUCUCCCAGACUGUGGACAUCCAUAAAGAGAAAGUGGCUCGCAGAGAGAUAGGUAUUUUGACAACCAAUAAGAACACAUCAAGAACUCAUAAAAUUAUAGCGCCAGCCAACAUGGAGCGUCCUGUAAGGUACAUUCGAAAACCUAUUGACUAUACCGUGCUGGAUGAUGUCGGCCAUGGAGUAAAGUGGCUAAAAGCCAAGCAUGGAAAUAACCAGCCUGCAAGAACUGGCACCUUGUCAAGAACAAAUCCACCUACACAAAAACCACCAAGUCCUCCUAUGUCAGGCCGGGGAACUCUGGGACGAAAUACUCCUUACAAAACCCUGGAGCCAGUUAAACCUCCAACUGUUCCUAAUGAUUACAUGACCAGUCCUGCCAGACUUGGAAGUCAACACAGUCCAGGAAGAACAGCUUCCUUAAACCAGAGACCAAGAACACACAGUGGUAGUAGUGGAGGAAGUGGCAGUCGAGAGAACAGUGGAAGCAGCAGUAUUGGCAUUCCCAUUGCCGUGCCUACACCUUCACCACCAACUGUUGGGCCAGCUGCUCCUGGUUCAGCUCCUGGUUCCCAGUAUGGCACAAUGACCAGGCAAAUUUCACGACACAACUCUACCACUUCUUCAGCAUCUUCUAGUGGAUACAGACGGAAUCCCUCUGUGACUGCCCCAUUUUCUGCUCAACCUCAUGUUAAUGGCGGGCCUCUCUAUUCUCAAAACUCAAUUGCGGAUAGUCCAACUCCUCCACCACCACCACCUCCAGAUGAGAUGCCUAUGUUUGAUGAUUCUCCUCCUCCUCCCCCACCUCCCCCUGUGGAUUAUGAGGAUGAGGAAGCUGCAGUAGUGCAGUACAGUGAUCCGUAUGCAGAUGGAGACCCUGCUUGGGCCCCUAAAAACUAUAUUGAGAAAGUUGUUGCUAUAUAUGACUACACAAAGGAUAAGGAUGAUGAGCUGUCAUUUAUGGAAGGUGCAAUCAUUUAUGUGAUAAAGAAGAAUGAUGAUGGGUGGUAUGAAGGAGUUUGCAAUCGAGUGACUGGCCUGUUCCCUGGGAAUUAUGUUGAAUCAAUCAUGCACUAUGCUGAUUAGAAUCUUUGCUUUUUAAGUUGGGUCUUGUAUUCAAUCAUACCAUGAUUAUUUACAAGAGGGAACUAAAGGUUAACAAUUGUCUUAAUACACUUUAAAAAAAAAUGUGCCCAUCUUUUCAGGCUAUACUGUUUUAAUGGUAUGAUUGAAGAAUGUCCAUCUCCAUAAGCAUAAAUCUUUGGAGACAGGUUUGUCUUACCUGAUAGCGAUUUGUAAAACAAGCAACUGUCUUCUUACUGGUUAUGCUUAUUUACUUACGCAUUGUUAAUUUUAUGACCAGCCUAAAUAUUCUUGGGAAGUAGGGUAUAAUAUUUAAUGAACCAUGAUUCAGAUUGUGCCAUUACAUUUUUCAGUGCAGCAUGGUAACUAACAUUAAGUUAGACUAACAUUAAAAUCUGGGUGAAAAGUUUAAUGUCAGUGCUGGUCAUAUUACUUUUUGUUAGACUCUUGCUCAUUCUUGAACUAUAAUUGUUUAAAGCAUGCAUACGAACUUAUGUAUUGAAAUAUACUUUUUUAAAAAUCCAAGAUGCUUCCAAUUUGUUGUAAACUUUACCUGGAGUACUCACUAAAAUCUAUUAUAAUGAAUUGCUUGAGUCUCUAAGGUGUCCAUGUGAAUCAAAAAUGGGUGGUCUUAUGUAUGUGUAAUUUGUACCAAGUUUUUUUAAUGAGUAAAUUUGCAUUACAACUUUUCCAUUCAUAAAUAUAUAAGUGGAACCAAAGGUCUUGUCCAUUACUUUGUCAGCACUUCUAAUUGCUUGGCCAAAUCAGUCAAUUUAUGAUUGUGUUAUCACUAGCAAUGUACUAAACUAAGUACAAGUGUUGUAGCCUUAUUUUUAACAUUGACAUUAGUGGGCAAAUAUAUAAAACCUGAAAAUUAUCCACUUACCACAAACUUCUUUCAAAAUUAACUUGUGUAAAGGGUUCGAGUACUGCUAAAAUUAAGUACUUGAAAAAGGAUUCUCAACUGAGUGUUGAACUCACUGUAAUUUAAUAAUUUAUUUCAGUUUUCCUGCAACUGACAUUACUAAAUACAAACUGUGUGCUGGACCAACAGGAGAAAUUUUGUAUGUUUGAAGCUGAUAAUACACCAAAUAAGCGUCAGAGCUAGCAGUCAUACAGAAAGAGGGGACAGACAUUCACAGCCUGUUUAUUAUUGGAAAAUGACAAAUGCAUUUUGCCUCUCCACGGCAUUAUGGGAAUUUGGGCAAAAAGUCAGAUGGGAUGUUCACCUCAGUUUAUACAAAACUGUAAUGCUUGGCUUAUCUGAAGUAGAGUAUGCAGUAAAGAUUUGUUUUGGACUUCAAAGUGCUAAAAGACUAGCAGCUGGAAGCUUGAUUGGUUGCUGCAUUUUUUUUCUAGUGUAAAAUUAGAAAUAUUGAAACUUCCCCACCUUCCUCCCUAAAAUCAUUGUAACUUCCAAAUGCUUUCUGCUUUAACUGUUAAUCUCACCUUCUGAAAAAUUAGCAACCGAUAAUUUACCUGUAUUUUCUUUAUAAAUUGGAAAGUCUUCACUUAAUUUGUAUAUAACUUGUUAAAGUUUAUGUACAGUCUUUUAUAAUAAACCAUUCUCCUAUGUAA
Molecule: messenger RNA, 3247 nt
Organism: Chelonia mydas (Green sea turtle)
Lineage: Eukaryota; Metazoa; Chordata; Testudines; Cheloniidae
Gene: ABI1
Product: abl interactor 1
Exons: 10
Coding region: 89-1672 (527 amino acids)
Cellular component (GO): intracellular anatomical structure; lamellipodium
Molecular function (GO): SH3 domain binding; cadherin binding
Source: RefSeq, a predicted model, not a curated record